Messenger RNA from Oldenlandia corymbosa var. corymbosa, 1457 nucleotides. Lineage: Eukaryota; Viridiplantae; Streptophyta; Magnoliopsida; Gentianales; Rubiaceae. The record is from the annotation of a GenBank genome assembly.
UCUUCUUCUUCUUCUUCUUCAAUUCCCAAUCACUUCAUUCUUGAUAUGGGUUUGUUGAGGAGGUAGAGAUACAUAAAGAAAGUGGAGGGAUUUUUAUUUUAUUUUUCUUCCUUUUAGAAAUUUUUGAUUUGGAAUUAAGUAGAGGUAGGUAGGGAUGAAGAUUCAGUGCAACGUGUGUGAGGUGGCGGAGGCGAGUGUUCUUUGCUGUGCAGAUGAGGCGGCGCUGUGCUGGGCUUGUGAUGAGAAAGUUCAUGCAGCUAAUAAGCUUGCUAGUAAACAUCAAAGGGUUCCUCUUUCCACCUCCUCUUCCCAGAUGCCCAAGUGUGAUAUUUGUCAGGAGACGAUUGGGUACUUCUUUUGUCUAGAAGAUCGUGCUUUGCUGUGCAGGAAGUGUGAUGUCUCCAUCCACACUGCUAAUCCGUACGUUUCUGCCCAUCAGAGGUUCCUGCUCACUGGAGUUAAAGUUGGACUUGAACCUGCUGAACCCGGUCCAUCUUCAUCUUCCGGGAAAUCACACUCCAGUGAGAAGGUAUCAGAACCAGAAUUCCGCCCUAUGUUGAGGAAGGCUGCCCCUGCUUUGUCUAACAGUCAAUACGAUGGAGUGCCUACUCAGGUCAAUGGAGUUGACGACUUCGUGCCGACAAAGACCUCAUUGACAGGGGGUUCUGCAGCUGGAAGUAUUCCGCAGUGGCAGUUUGAUGAGUUUCUUGGACUUAAUGAUUUUAAUCAGAAUUACAAUUUCGUGGGUAAUGGCUCAUCUAAGGCUGAUAGUGGAAAUCUUGGAGACUCUGACUGCUCUGCAAUUAUGAGGACUGUGGAAGAAGAGCUAGAAAGUGAUGAUUGUUUAGGUCAAGUUCCCGAGGCUUCCUGGGCAGUACCUGAAAUUCCUUCUCCACCAACAGCCUCAGGGCUGUAUUGGCAGAAGGCAUAUCAGAAUCCAACAGACUCCUCAGUCUUUGUACCUGAUAUAUCUAGCCCAACUAUUCAGAACUCAUUGACUGAUCACUCAUAUGCUCCGCCUACCUUCAAAAGGCGAAGGCAGUUUUGAUGUGUAUGUGAUGCAAAUAUGCUUCCAUGAGCCUCAAAAUUUAGAGAUGUAGUUCAUGCAUUACAAUUAUAUUGGCACAAUUUUAUCUUUGGUUGUAUAUAUUGUCAUCUUGUACCGUGAGAGCGUGAUGUAGUGAGGGUAGUUUGAGUCAAAUACCUGCAAAAAUCUUUUCUGUCAACGAGAGAAAUGAGUGCACCUGUGGGUGCAUGUGUUAGCAUAAAGUUCUCUUGACACUGCUCAUCUAAUAUGAGUAUAUGACGAUUCUCUGCUUCGAAGUAAAAAUGGAUAGUAAUUCCCUUUUUCGUUUUCAUUGGAGUGUACAAACAUGUGUAGAUGAUCAGUAAAUUCUGCAGAUAACAAGAAGUAAAUAUGAAUAAUCGAUGUCAUAAGAACGUAUUGGACCCAGAAC